AUUACCGGCUAAUCAGCUUAAUUCAAUCGUAAGUUAAAUGCUUGAAACACUAAUAAGAGAUAAACUCGUUAAUCACUUAGAAGAAAACAACUUACUAAAAAAUACUCAACACGACUUCCGCUGCAAAUGCUCUUGUUUGAAGAGCCUCUUAGAUUUCUCCUAUGAUAUUCUGAACCAAUAUGAUGAGAGUAAAGCAGUAGAUAUAAUAUAUCUUGAUUUUCAAAACGCCUUUGACAAUGUCCCCCACAAACAUUUACUGAUUAAACUAAAAUCACACGGUAAGCAAUGCGACGUGUUGAGAUGGGUUGAAAACUGGCUAAACAACCGUAAACAAAGAGUAGUAAUAAAUGGAAAAUCAUCCAAGUGGACUAACAUAACCAGCGAGGUGGCACAGGGAUCAGUCUUAGGACCUGUUCUCUUCACAUUUAUAUAAACGACAUCGAUGAGGGUGUUGCCAGUAUAAUAACAAAGUUUGCUGAUGGCACCAAAAGAGCGAAUUCCGUAGUCUCUGAAGAACAAGUAAUAGAAAUCCAAAAACGACAUUUUUUUUGUCAGAGUGGAGACAAACCUGGAGACAAAUGAGUUUUAAUGCGGAUAGGUGCAGCGUGCUUCACAUAGGGUAUAGAAACGAGAAAGCAAAGUAUAUUUAAAAUAAUACGCAGCUUAAAAGGCUUGACUGCGGAAAUUAUUUAGAAGGAAUAAUAUCGAGUUGCUUAAAACAUAGGCAACAAUGUUCAGAAGGCGUAAAGAAAGCGGGUAAAAUAAUUGCGAGUUGCUUAAAACAUAGGCAACAAUGUUCAGAAGACGUAAAGAAAGCGGGUAAAAUAAUUGCGAGUUGCUUAAAACAUAGGCAACAAUGUUCAGAAGGCGUAAAGAAAGCGGGUAAAAUAAUUGCGGGUAAAAGAAAGCGGGUAAAAUAAUAAUCUUUUGAAUAUAAAUCUAAGGAUACAAUCCUCACUUUGUAUAACUUUUUAGUCAGUUCCCUUUUGGAAUAGUGCGCUCAGGUAUGGUGCUCCUAUUACCAGAAAAAAAAUAAAAUAAAAUUUAAAACGAAUUUAGCGUAGAGUUAUAAAAAAAAAAAAUCAUACGAAGAGCGUCUUAAAGAAUUAAAUCUUUUCCCACUGAAACAAACAAGCCUAAGAGGUGACUUAAUACAGGUGUUUCAAAUCAUUAAAGGCAUUGGUAACAUGGAAUGCAGUAAAUAUUUCACGAUAGACUCUUCAAAUUUCACGCGAGGAAACAGUUACAUAAUUGUUGGAAAAUCUAUUAGCUCUCAUGAAUCAAUUUUUUUUUUUUUUUCCACCGAGUAAUAAAUCUAUGGAAUAAGCCUCCUCGAGACGUGAUAGACUUUAAUACCGUAGAGACUUUCAAACGCCGUCUUGUCAAAUAUCUUGCCUUGCCUUCAAGAAAUGGGGGCACCUCAUUCCAUCUGUUUUCUUUCUUACCUAUAAAAUUUUCCUUCGGGUUUUUCCUUUCCUAACCACAAAAACUUUUUUGCGACCCGUUUUUCUGUACCGCUUAUGCCGGACGGAGUGGAGGUGUGGAGAGAGCCUUCUGCUUUACUGUCCUUUCUACUACAAUCACCUUAGUAGUCCUAGGUCAGGUAACGUCGUAAGGAUCGCAAGGUCUGUUUUGGCUUGUUUUUCUAUGUAACUAUGUGACAAAAAAAAGUUCCUUAAAAUUGGAUUUAUAUGCUUUCACAUAAAUUACAUUAAGUAUCUCCAAACACUUCGCAUUACAUUUCCGAAUGGAAUUUGUUCACACAAUUAGUAUUCAAUGAGAAAGCACAUCCUACAAGUACGCAAUGCUACAUCUGUCAAUACACUGAAAUUUUAUUCUGGACUGUUAGGCUCUAAAUUUGCGAAAACUUUCCAGCUUGCCCAUCUUGACCCUCUCUGGUCUGUGUCACGUCUAUUGCCGUCUCCUACGCCUCAUCAUACAUCACGUGAUGUUAAAGCGACUUUUUGGCCCAACAAGGCUUUCAUUGCUAGCAGAUUUAUUUUACAACACUUCAAUCAAACGCUUUGUUUUCCAAUAAGUUUAUGUUUUCCAAUAAGCAAGGUUUAUCUUCGAGUACCUUCAUCUAAUAUUGGUGGUGGUCAUUAUGGCAAAGAGAACGCUGAUUGGUGGGAGUCACAAUGGCAAGGUGAAUGCUGAUUGGCUGGAAACACUCUCCCUCUUUCCUAACUCCUACCUCUCUCUCCAAGACAGUUUCAACACUCAAACCAUGUCAGGUACUGAGAAAGGGAAUACCUACACCCGCCUAACACAGGCAGAAUAUAGAGAAAGGGUAUACUUACACCCGCCUAACAGAGACAGAAUAAACUGCUAUGGCAUCAAGUGACAACAACAACAACAGCGAUUACUACACACUCCUCGGCGUGAGCCGCGGCGCCACGCCCGAGGAAAUCAGGAAAGCGUACCGGCGGCUCGCCCUCCUCCACCACCCGGACAAGAACCCGGCCAGCGUGCGGGAGGCGACGGUCAAGUUCCAGCGUAUCCAGGCCGCCGUGGAGACGCUCUGCGACCCCAAGAAGAAAAACGCGUACGACAGAGAGUGCCGCCAGCGAGAGAAAAAGAGGAAGAGGGACGACAGCUGCAGGAAGAGGGAGCACAAGAGAAGGAGGGAAGAAGAGCACCACGAACACAGCCAUCACAGAGAACGAGGGAACGACAAGAGGAGAAGGAAGCAGGAAGAGGAGAGGCGCAAGAGGUAUCAGAAGAGGCGGCGACGACAAGCAAGAGUCUACAGUUCUGAUGAGGACGAGGAAGAAGAUUUACAAGACGACGUUCAUGAGGAAGAGAGCAGCGAGCACAGCGAAUGCACGGAAGAGAGUUCUGACGAAGAAGAGGAACGUGUGUAUGGGGCGUACGAACACGACCCAGAUUACGAGACGGAGACGGAUGAAGACUCCGCUUCCUGCAGCGACUACGUGUCCGAGGAAUCUUCCGAGCUGGAGACUCCGUCCGAGGAAGAGUCUGAACCAGAGACUUCCCAAGAGCAGGACUCCGAAUACGAACCCGAGUCCGAGGCGACGAGCGAGUCAGACAUGGAGGACGAGAGCGACGCCUCCUCCGAGCAAGAUGAGGAGGAGGAACAAAAAGAGGCGGAACAUGAGGAGGAACAGUCUGAAAACGAAGAGACUAAUGGAGAAGAGCGGCACCAACACAGGCAUGGAAAGAGAAAGACACAGGAGGAGGAUGAAGAAUUUAAGCAACGUGAAAAGAAAAUGAGACGAGAGAGAGAAGAUUCCAGACACGAAGAAAAUGAUGAAGAAUGGCGGCACGAAGAGAGUCAUGAUAAAAGAAAGAGAGAGAAAGAGGAUAAUGGUGAAGAAUUUACACAACGUGGAAAGAAAAUGAGGGGAGACGGAGAAGAAUCCGAUGACGAAGAAAAUUAUGAAGAAGGGUCGCACAAGGAAAGGCAUGACAAAAGAAAGAGAGAGGAAGAAGAGAAAAAAGAGUUUACACAACGUGGUAAAAAAAUGAAAAAGAUUCGGAAGACGAAAAAAGGGAAGAAGAAUCGGAACACGAUGACAAUGACGAAAACUAUGAACACAAAGAACAGGAGGACGACUACGAAGACGAAAAGGAGAAAGAAGAGUCUGAAGACGAGGAGGAAGAAGAAAUAUCCGAAAAAGAAGAUUUCGAAUACGAAGAAGAGGAGAAAGACUCUGAAUACGAAGAGGAGGAGGAAACAACGAGCGAAAAUGGCGGGUCAGAAGAGGAGGAAGAACAGGCGUCAGACGCUGAGGUGGAGGCGACAUCAGAGAGAGGAAGCAGAGAGAGGAAGGAGAAACGAAAGCGGAGCAAAGAGGAGGAAGGGGCUGGAGCCAGUAAGAAGAGCAGGCGAGGCUGAGCACGAGAGCAACAAAGGCGAAUAGGAGCCAAGAGCGACGCGUCCUCCAAAGACUAGGAUAAAAAGCAGAGCAAGUCGAGAGUGACAUGUCUGUCGAAGAAGAAGAGGAAGAGAGACAUCCCUCGAAGAACAGAAGAAAGAGAAGUAUGCAGAAAGUGUUAAUUACCCAGAAGUAGGGAGGGAAGAGAUGAAUGAAAAGUGAAAAAGGGAAAAGAGAAGUGAUAUCCAUCGAAAAAGAGGAGCAAGAAAUGGAUGCAGAGAGAGAGAUAUCCAACGAAGAAGAGGAGGAUGAGAAGGAUGCAGAGAGUGAUAUUCAUUCCAAGAAGUUAUAUGCUCCGAAAAAGAGGAGAAAGAGAAAGAUGCAGAAAGUGGUAUCCUCCGAUAAAGAGAUAGGAGAGAAGGAUGCAGAGAAUGAUAUUCCCGAAAGAAGAGGAGAAGAAGUAGGAAUGAUAGUGAUAUCCCGCGAAGAAGAGGAGGAAGAUAAGGAUGCAGAGUGAAAAAAAGAAGAAAACGAUGCAGAAAGUGAUAUCCUUGGAAGAAAAGGAAAAAAAGAAUGCAUAGUGAAGAAGAGGAAGAGAAGGAUGCAGAGUGAAGAAGAAGAGGAAGAGAAGGAUGCAGAGUGAUAUCCUCCGAAAAAGAGGAGGAAGAGAAGGAUGCAACGAAUGAUAUUCCAUGAAGAAGAGAAGAAAAAGGAUAGAGAGAGUGAUAUCCCUCGAAAAAGUGGAGGAAAAGAAGGAUGUAGAGUGAACAAAAAAGAUGAAGAAAAUGAUGCAAAGAGUGAUAUCCUUAGAAGAAGAGUAAAAAAUGAAUGCAUUGUGAAGAGGAAGAGAAGCAUGCAGAGUGAUAUCCCUCGAAGAAGAGGAGGAAGAGAAGGAUGCAGAGAGUGAUAUCCCUCGAAGAAGAGAAGGAAGAGAAGGAUGCAGAGAGUGAUAUCCCUCGAAGAAGAGGAGGAAGAGAAGGAUGCAGAGAGUGAUAUCCCUCGAAGAAGAGAAGGAAGAGAAGGAUGCAGAGAGUGAUAUCCCUCGAAAAAGAGGAGGAAGAGAAGGAUGCAGAGAGUGAUAUCUCUCGAAGAAGAGGAGGAAGAGAAGGAUGCAGAGAGUGAUAUCUCUCGAAGAAGAGGAGGAAGAGAAAGAUACAGAGAG
This is a messenger RNA of Scylla paramamosain (green mud crab), 5001 nucleotides long. Its product is annotated as trichohyalin-like. NCBI's taxonomy places the organism in Eukaryota, Metazoa, Arthropoda, Malacostraca, Decapoda, Portunidae. The transcript has a single exon. Gene Ontology annotation, cellular component: spliceosomal complex. Gene Ontology annotation, biological process: spliceosomal complex disassembly. The coding region runs from base 2331 to 3884 and encodes 517 amino acids. The record is from RefSeq and is a predicted model, not a curated record.